Loa loa (African eye worm) is the source of this 1286-nucleotide messenger RNA. RefSeq names its product fructose-bisphosphate aldolase class-I. Gene Ontology annotation, biological process: fructose 1,6-bisphosphate metabolic process; glycolytic process. The transcript is spliced from 7 exons. Gene Ontology annotation, cellular component: cytosol. Gene Ontology annotation, molecular function: fructose-bisphosphate aldolase activity. The record is from RefSeq and is a predicted model, not a curated record. NCBI's taxonomy places the organism in Eukaryota, Metazoa, Nematoda, Chromadorea, Rhabditida, Onchocercidae. Bases 60 to 1208 code for a protein of 382 amino acids.
UUUCAGGAAGUCGGAGAAAGGAGAAAAAAAUUUGAGAUAGUUCAGACAAAUCCGUAUGAAUGCCACUGAACAUAUGCCGAUUAUCGAUUGAUGGAGUACUGGUGAUCAUUAUAAGUACUCUUUUGACAUACUACCGAAAUACCAGCAAUGAAAGAAGUGUUGAGGAGGAAGAAGCAAUUGUUGAGAUAACAACGUUUAGCAAAGAUCAAAAGGAUGAAUUAUAUACCAUCGCCCGAAAGCUUGUGGAAUCCGGAAAAGGCAUUCUAGCCGCUGAUGAAAGCAUCGGCACGAUGGGUAAACGGUUCGCUACGAUUGGAAUGGAAAACAAUGCAAGAAACCGAAAAAACUAUCGAUAUUUGCUAUUCACAACAUCAAAUAUAUCGCAGUAUAUUUCAGGAAUUAUACUGCAUGAAGAAACAUUUAGUCAGAGAGAUGAUGCUGGUAAAUCUUUUGUGGACAUCAUCAGGGAAGCCGGCAUGUUACCGGGAAUUAAGCUUGACAAAGGUCUUAAGCAGUUUGAUGGUGGUUUAGAAUACAUCACAGAAGGUCUAGAUGAUUUGAAAGAAAGAGCUAUAUAUUUCAAAGAAAAUGGAUGUCAGUUUGCAAAAUGGCGUUGCGUGUAUGUGAUUUCCGAAGUUACGCCAUCACGAAAAGUUCUGAAGGAAAAUGCCAAGAUACUAGCACAGUACGCAGUUUCAAGCCAGCAGGCAGGGCUUGUACCAAUAAUCGAACCGGAGGUUCUUUGCGAUGGUGAACAUAAUUUAGAAAGGGCUGAAAGAGUUACGGAACAAGUCUUAGUAGAAGUUUAUAAAUCACUUCAUGAUCAUGGUGUUUACCUCGAAGGUACUCUUCUAAAACCGAAUAUGGUUGUACCAGGAUCAAAAUCCACGGACAAGGUUGGGCACGACAGAAUCGCUAAAGAAACAUUGCGAGCGCUAAGAAGAACGGUGCCUACAGCAGUGCCGGGCAUCGUUUUCUUAUCUGGUGGUCAGCUGGAAAAAGACGCUACUAGAAAUUUGAAUGAAAUUAAUAAGAUAGCAAUCAACAAACCAUGGAAACUUUCUUUCAGUUAUGGCCGAGCUCUACAAACUUCAGCUCUAAAAGCCUGGAUAAUACGUGGUCCGGACGAUGCGCAAGCAACAUUUCUACACAGAGCGAAGCUUAAUGCUUUGGCUGUUGAAGGAAACUACAUCGAUGGUUUUGAAUGAAAAAAUGAAAAUCGUUUGGUUAAAAAGAUUCUGAUAAAGUAGUAAUGUAGAUUUUUCUUUUUAAAAAACCAUAUACAU